Messenger RNA from Lepisosteus oculatus (spotted gar), 3490 nucleotides. RefSeq names its product BRO1 domain and CAAX motif containing (gene brox). The record is from RefSeq and is a predicted model, not a curated record. NCBI's taxonomy places the organism in Eukaryota, Metazoa, Chordata, Actinopteri, Semionotiformes, Lepisosteidae.
UGUCAUCCGUCAAAGCAAAUACAGGAAGAGGUCAUUUUUAUUGUUUUUAUUUCCUGGAUUGAAUUGUUGGAAGAGAAGACGAAGGUUGAGAUUGUUACCCUUGAGGAUUGUAAAGGUUCUCCAACAUGACGCACUGGUUUCACAGAAAUCCUUUGAAGGCCACAGCUCCUGUCUCUUUUAGCUUCUAUGGUGUGGCUGCCAGUCCUGCAGCAAAUAAAAUAUGCAAUGACUUGAAGGCAGCAAGGGCUCGACUUCUCGAAAUGUUUACAGAUCCCACAUGCAAUCCUGAAAUAAUGAAAAACGCUACUGAUUCUUACUUCUCCCUUCUGCAAGGUUUCAUAGUGUCUUUAGAUGGUACUACACAAGAAAACAAAAUGCGAUUUAUUCAGAACUUCAAAUGGACUGACACUUUGCAAGGAAACACUCCAAGUGCCCAGCAGGAUGCUGUGUUUGAACUUGUCUCAAUGACGUUUAAUGUGGGACUCUGGUACUCCAAAUUUGCUUCUAGAUUGGCUGGGAAAGAAAACAUAACAGAAACUGAAGCAAAAGAGGUUCACAAAAGCCUGAGAAUUGCGGCAGGAAUUUUCAAACAUCUAAAGGAUGCCCACAUUCCACGUCUUAUUACUCCAGCAGAAAAAGGUCGAGAUCUGGAACUUCGAGUUAUUGACACUUACAUUAUCCAAUGCCAGGCAGAAGCACAAGAAGUGACCAUUGCCAGGGCCAUUGAACUGAAACACAAUGCCAGUCUGAUAGGUGCUUUGGCAUUUGAAACUGCCAAUUUCUACAAGAAGGCUGAUCACACUCUGAACUCGCUGGAGCCAGACUACACCAGCAAAUGGAGGAAGUACUUUCAGCUCAAGCAGGCCUUCUACAUGGCCUAUGCUUACUGCUAUAAUGGGCAGAUGCUUCUAGCAAGUGACAAGUGUGGAGAAGCAGUCAGAUCUCUUCGAGAAGCCGAAAAGUAUUAUACAAAAGCAGAGUCUUUAUGUAAAGAGUACCGCCAAACCAAGGGGCCAGGAAGCACGGCUAAGCCUUCAGAACAGCUGUUCUUCACAAAACUAGGAGGUUUGAUUAAAAACACGCUGGAAAAAUGUGAAAGAGAAAAUGGUUUCAUAUAUUUCCAGAAAGUACCCCAGGACCCUCCAGAUUUGGAACUGAAGGCCAGCUAUGGACUUGUUGAGCCCAUUGCCUUUGAAUUUCCAUCUGUCAGUCCUCAGUGUACACCUGAGGUUUACGCUACAUUUGACCUGACUAAAAACCAUAAAGAUGACAAGGCAAAACCUAAACAAGAGGAAGAAGUUAAGCCAAUGAAAGAACCAGAUCUUAAGACACAAAAGGACACAGGCUGCAGUAUUUCCUAAGAGCAGAGAAGAUCUGCCAUAUCAUCAUGAUAAAAUAGUGCAAGAGAGGAGCACAUGGAUAUAUCCUGUGGCGUUAAUAUAGAAAAUGUUUUCUCAGAUUUUCCUUUUUUAAUGGCAGUCUGUGGUUCUUGCUUACAACUAAGUUGGUUUCCUUAUAAGAAGCACAAUUUCUGCAUUACUAGGUGUAUGGACAUAAUCAUCUGUUGUCACAGAAUAACCUGCAGUAAAAAACUUGGACAGUGGUUAUUGAAUUUAAAAUACAAAUUAACCCAUUUGUGAAGAUUAACUUAAUUAGGUGAAUCACCAGGUUAAGUGCAAAGGAUACAGUGCACUGUGGUACGUUGUAUACUCAUAAUCAAAUUAAAACUAAAUUACAUUGAAUUUAAAUUGGAGAAAUUUGAGGGCAGUCAGGAAAAAUGGAAUCAGCUGAUGUUACAUUUUAAUAAACAAUAAUCAUUGUGUAAUGAUUUUGUGUUGUUCAUAACAAAAUAAUUUUAGGAGUUGUACAUUUGUUGAAAUGUUGUUUCUGCAUUUUUGUACAUUUGUUCUACUGCUGUUUUCUCACUAAUGUAUUAUAGCUAGCCUUUUAGCAUAUACAGUAUGGCCUUCAUGCAAAAACUUAUUUAAUCUGUCUAUAUGCACUUGUAUUGUUUUCAAAACAUUUAAAUGAUUUAUUUGAGAAGUAUAAAAAAUAUUGACAUCCUUGUAAAUAUUAUAUUUGUUGUUGUCUUAGCACAGUCCAAUUCAGAGACUUUUUGUGGUAAAAAAAAGAUUUAUUCAGUUAUCUGGGAUGUUUAAGAAACAUUCAACCAUUAAAACCAUUCAACAUUGUCUUCAGCCUAUGGCUGCUUGAUAUGUAGUCUUAGCAGUUGUUUGGAGUUUGUGUCCAUACUGCAUGUUGGUGCCCUAAGGUGAGGAUCCCACACCAGAAUCUGAUCUCUGAAAUAAAUCCACCACAAUCCUGAUUUAUUUGAGUUAAAAAGAGGGGCGAAAACUGGAAAUGUUUUGGCCUGUCUUCAGUUUAAAGCUUCAUUUUUUUUUUUGCAAGUGAGCCAUACAACUUAAUUUUGCAUAGUAAAAGUAACCGACCAAUAUGUUAUCAUUCAUCAUAUUAAACAUUUGAUUCACCAGCAUUUAUUCUUCAGUAAUCUUCUCAUUUCUUUACAGUACCGUAUCAUCCAGUGACAUUGUAUCUGGCAUUUUAAAAGAAUUAUUGUGUGAUUGCUCUGAUCUUGUAAUUGAUCUGAUUAAUUCUACAGUCUAACUAGUGCUUUAUUAGGAUUGAAUGUUUUUUUUCCUUUAAUAGUAAAUAUUAAUUAAAUUUCUUUUGUUCUGUAAUCAUGGGAGAAGCAAAUGUCCUCAGAAACUCAAUAUGCAGGUAGUCGUAGCCAUGUUCUUCAACAUAAAGGGUAACUCUUUGCUGACAGCACCAUUCUAAAGUACCCAGUUCCCAAACAUUUUGUUUGGUUGCACACAAAGAAAGGAACAUUUUGUUAGAAACAUGUUAGGGUAUUUAGUAAGAAUACAUGAAAGCUUACAGUUGUCAGAGAUGCAUCAUAUCUUCUGUUAUGUUAAACCCUUUUUUGUUUAUCAAUUUAAUGAUGCUGUUCACUAAAAUUAAAGGGGAAUGUUCCUAUGUUUUUAAAAGGAACACAGACUGAAUGAGUGUAGUUGAAAUUUACCAACAUUUCAAAGCCAAAACAAAAACUGUUGUGGCAGAGCAAAAAAUGCAUAAAUAUGCAAACUAAUUCUGAAUAAAAUAUGUGCUGUUAUUAUAGUACACUUGUAAAUGUAGGUGAUAAUGCUGAGUCUAUACUCCUUUGCUUGUGGACUUUGUAACCACGAUUUACAAACAAGGUGCAAGCUGGUGUAGUGAAAUACUUCCAUUUUGUUAUCUAUUGACACUUUUAACUACUCUGCCAAAGAGCAUUAGACAAUGUAAAUAGAAUUUAAAAUAUAUUAUAUCCUUUUCUGACUUGUGCAAUGUUUUGUUUGUAAGAGUUAUGCAUUACCACUUUGAUCUUGUUUUUUUUUCCUGAAAGAAUCCAGACCUUUUUGUGACUUGGUCAGAAAAACACCACAAAACUGUAUUGGCAUAAUACUCAAAUAAAAUGACAAACCUAAAUGGC